AUGUCAGAGGGAAGAGGAGAUGCUUCUAUUGUUAGGAGGAGGUCAGCCAGCGUGGGACCUGUCAGCGUUGAGAGGAAUAUGCAAAGAGAUGAGGACCAGGGUGAGGAUGGUGAUGAGGAAUUCCGGGAUGAAGGGGUUCCUUUCUACAUUAACCGAGGGGGACUCCCUGUCGAUGAGGCCACCUGGGAUAGGAUGUGGAAGCACGUUGCUAAGAUCCAUCCUGAAGGAGAGAAGAUGGUGCAAAGUAUUCGAGGAAUGCCAUACCUCCCCAAGGUUCCAAUGCCAUGUGUGCCUACAUUUCAGCUGUCCACGCUUGUUCCUGACCGUCUGGAAGCCAUACAGAGAUACACCAGGGAACUGCAGUACAAUCACACUGGAACACAAUUUUUUGAGAUUAAGAAAAAUCGACCUUUAACUGGCCUGAUGGAUCUAGCACGAGAAAUGAUUCGAGAGUCUCUACCAAUCAAAUGCUUGGAAGCAGUGAUUUUGGGGAUUUACCUCACCAACAAUAUGCCUGGAGUAGAGAGAUUUCCCAUUAGCUUCAAAACUGAAUUCUCAGGGAAUUACUUCCGCCACAUUGUGCUUGGAAUCCACUAUGCUGGACGCUUCGGAACACUGGGCAUGAGCCGGCGCGAGGACUUGAUGUUCAAACCCCCAGUGUGCAGGACUUUAAUUGAUCUCAUCUCUGAGUUCGAGAGUUCCUACAAAAAGUGCUGGCACACGCUGAAGAAAGUCAAGAUUGGACAGUAUGUGUCCCAUGACCCCCACAGUGUGGAGCAGAUUGAGUGGAAGCAUUCAAUCCUUGAUGUAGAGAAGUUGAGUCGUGAGGAACUGCGCAAGGAGCUGGAGAGGCAUACCCGGGACAUGCGGCUAAAGGUCAUGAAGGGAGCAGCCGCGCCAUCAUCCCCUACCCGCGACAGGAAGAAGGAUUCAUCGUCACCCCAUCGCAGUCAGUCAAGCCCGCAUCGCAGGAAUGGCCGCAGUGAGAGACGAUCUUCGGGAGAGAAGAAGACAACGGAGCAAAAAAACCUUAAUGAUGUGGGCUACCAGAUCCGUGUGUGAACAUUCCACAGUGCAGUCCAAAUGUGACCAUUGCAUUGUACUAUUUGCAGAGAUCUUUAUCGAGUCCAAAGAAGGACUGUACGUGCACUGAACUGAACUGAACUCUCAGAAUCAGAGUGAAGGAUGCCAUAGAGUAUUUGAAAGUAGUGUCAGCAGUAUUAAACCAAUUGUGACUUUUUACAUUUUUACUAUAUAUUUUCUCUAAUAUGUUUGACAAUAAUCUUUCAGUUGAAAUGAGUUAACAGCUCAUUAGAAAAGUUUAGAUUGAACUAAGAGCUGAAAGGUAACACUUUUGAUAAUACAUUAUCCCAAUCCUUUUGGGGUGGUUGGGAACCCCACUUGGACGGUCUGAGACACGUAGAGUUUUUUAAUCAAUAUGUAGUCCUUGAAAGGUUCAGGGAGUCACUAAGAUAGCGAGCCAUACAGACAAGAAAAAUCCCAGACUUUAUCCUUAGUCUGUACGGAUCUCAACCAGGGAUGCAAUAAGUUCACUUCAAUUACCAGCCUCCCAGAAUAGAAGAAUCAACCAGGGCUCCCAUUCUGCUGACUGUCCAGUGACCCUAAUGUAUUGCAGUUGGGUGAGGACAGUGUUGGACUUUGACCCUUUAAGCCUAAUUGCUCCCCAUGCAACACCUCACCGAAGUGUCAAAAUUAGCAUCUAAACCCAAAUGCACCUCCAUCACCCUCCCCACCCAGAAGUUCAAAGUUCUUCGAGUCUAGUCACAAACUGAGAAGCUGUUGAUAUUUUCUUUCUCCUGUAUCUAUGGCAAAAGGAUCCAAAUUACUUUGACCUCAUUUCAUGAGAAAGAACUGUCUUUAUCAACCUGCCUAGCUUAUACUUCAGAGAUAAUAGUGCAUUCCUUUCAGCAAAAUGUCACAGCUUGACUUAUCUCCUCAUUAAGACCUCGUGAGUUGGGAGUGAAUUUUGAGUUGUAUUAUACAGCCCCAAAACACAUCAAUGACUGUUUUAUUCCAUUUCAUUAGAGAAUUCCACAUGCUUUUCUUAUCUCAAGGGAGCAGAGCAUUCUAAAGUGAUAUGUUGAUUUGAAAAUAAGGAGAAAGAAAAUUUCUUUUAUACAACAAGAGGAAAAGUUGUAUGUUGGCCCUGCCCCACUUCACCCUCGGUAUAAGUAUACCAUGCUGCAGGCUCUCUGGCUCUGUUUGGCACUAAGGUUUGUUCCUCUGUCGGGUUUGCAUGUAUUGAUAACGUUGGGCAGAUAAAGUUCGUUUUGCUUCUGCCCGGUUUUCUGUGUUUCUCAGACCCUCCAGGAUUUACAUUUACUAAGCAUAUAAAAAGCUAGUAUAAUGGCAACCAUGUGACAAUGAUUGUUAUAAAAACCCAUCUGCUUCACAAAUGUCCUUUAGGGAAGGAAAUCUGCCAUCCUUACCUGAUCUGACCUACAUGUGACUCCAGACCCACAGUAAUGUGGUUGACUCUGAACUGCCCAAUGGGCAAUAAAUGCUGGCCUAGCCAGCGAUGCUCACAUCCCAUGAAGGAAUAAAAGAAAAGCACUUCUGAAUUUUAUAUGUUCUCUUUGCAACUCAAUAAUUCAAUUUUAUUUAUAACUUUUCCUAUUUGCAACUCUUGACCGUUUUAAUUUUAUUACACGAUUUUAUUUAUCUUGAAUAUUGAUAUUAUCCCUUUCCUUUCUCUUUUUUUCCUUUAUUUUCUUUUCUACUUAAACUGUGAAUUACAAAUUACAAUUAAAAACAUUAUUUUAAUAAUUGGGAAAUGUUAGGCUCACCAAUCCCUUCACUUUUUUUAAACCCUCUGAACUCAUAUUUUUACAAUUUUCUCUCCAGAAACACACCUAAUUGCCUCUUAACUCUGUUCCUGUUUUCUGGGAGUACUCGACAGACCAUAGAGUGCUUUACCUCGGAACCAAAUCAGUUUGACAUUCUUGAUGUGCUAGUUUGACUUUUGCUUCCAGAAUAUGUAUUGAUUGGUGAAUAACUGGGCAUCUUGGAUGAUGCACCGUGUGAAGAAUGAACCUUAUGAUGCAACAGUAAGAACGUUCUGCUCUGUCUAUAUAUUAAAAUAUAACUGGCAUUCUGA
Rhincodon typus (whale shark) is the source of this 3118-nucleotide messenger RNA. It is a transcript of the gene vash1, whose product is annotated as vasohibin 1. Gene Ontology annotation, cellular component: cytoplasm. Lineage: Eukaryota; Metazoa; Chordata; Chondrichthyes; Orectolobiformes; Rhincodontidae. The transcript is spliced from 7 exons. The coding region runs from base 1 to 1062 and encodes 353 amino acids. The record is from RefSeq and is a predicted model, not a curated record. Gene Ontology annotation, biological process: regulation of angiogenesis.